This is a messenger RNA of Hymenoscyphus albidus, 1860 nucleotides long. Lineage: Eukaryota; Fungi; Ascomycota; Leotiomycetes; Helotiales; Helotiaceae. The record is from the annotation of a GenBank genome assembly.
AUUCGCCUCACGAUUCUGAAGGUGACGACAAUUCCACCACGACACUAUUAAUGUAAUAUUUGCACCCACCCAUUGCUUAUCAUCGCGACGACAGAGAGCACAUCUGCGAAAAUGUUGUCCGUUCGGGACCAAGAAAAUCUGGUCCAUGGCCACCAAACUGCUGCGGCUUCGAAGCCCUUGAACCAAAGCACUAGAAGCCUUCAGCCAAAGACGCCCGGAAACAAAUACCCAAAAACACCUCUGAGGGUCCCUUUGAACGACGAAAAUGCACUAGGUAUAUUUGGAGGAAAGUCCGUCAAGGGAAAGGGCUUGGAGAACUUGAUGAACACUGGAAAAAAGGGUGCGACUCUGGACAAGAAUUCUUUCGUGACACCCGCACCCGGUAAGCAAUUGUUCUGCGGACUAGAGCAUGGUCGUUCUAAUUAGGUACUAGGUACUCGGAAUCGAGCUCCUCUUGGUAUGAAAACGACAAAUGCGAAAGCCAAAGCCUUCCAGACCCCUUCUGGCCCAGCUCCGGGGAAGGAUGUUGAAAAGACCCAGCAAAUGCAAACGAGCGCGCGCCGACCAAAGAGAGCCAUAUAUGCGGAUGCAGUUAAACUUGAGGUACAUGGAGAUGAGAUUCCAUUGCAAGAGCGAGAUUUGGAGGUUGAAUAUGCGCCACCUCGACCAAGAGAUAUACCUUACCAAUCAGAGGACUUUCCUGCAAAUUGUCUCAAUUACGACUUCAUCAAACCCGGCAAUUUGAUGAAAGGUGCAUUGAGCAGCCACCGCCAACAAGUGGAUGCUCAGGGACGUACCAGAUUGGAUCGAGAAUUGGAAGAAAGCUAUGAGAGGUCUGCUAGAAAUGCUGAUGAACGGAUUCUAAAGAUUAUGCAAGAAGAAGAGUGGACUGUGGGAGAUGUACCAGAGACAUUCCGCCAUCUUCGCAAGAAGGAGCCUGAGCAGAGCAAUAAGAACGGAGCUGGAAAUGUCAAGAAAGUCGCAACUAGAGCACAAAAAGCACCUGCAACGAUUGUAUCUCGGCGAGCAGCAUCAGCUCUUUCUGUCAUACCCAAACUCACUUCUACGCAAGUCAAAGCUGAGAAACCAGCUCCAAAUCCCAAGGGCCUCAUCUCAUUUCUAUCACGCCCCAAGCCCAUACCACUACCAAUAACAGCCCCAUCAACUCUUCGCAACAGCGCCGCUGUCAACACUUCAAAAAGCACUAUUGGUUAUUCAAAAGGAAGAUCUGCUUCUGGUGCACUUCAUAAAGCCCACGUCGAGCAAAACACAGCCGUAGGCCCACAAAAGAGAGCUGGUGGUGGACUUACAAGAAGUGUUAGCGACAUGAGUCAAGCAUCUGACCGCACGAUGACUCCAGCACGCUUUGCCAAGCAAGGACAUGACACUGAUGAGUGGAAAAAGAGAUUGUCAUUUCUCAGUGCAUUUGAUGUUGAUGAAGAAGACUUGGAACCAGGCUUAAGAGGUGUGAUGCCGGACAGCUUACGCGCCCAGGAUGAGGAGGAUGAGGAGUUUGUCCUCACUCUUAUGUGAUACUCCAUUGGAAGAUUGGAUUCGCUAGCCAUAUGGCUUCUUUCCUUGUGGAGUGUGCAGGUUGUCUAUUGGGUAUGCCUAUGGUUUAACAGGACUACAUUUCACCUUGGACAACUUUGUAUUGUAUCAAAAACUUGUAUACUACGUCUAUGUCCGAUAUGGUUCUUGGUUUUUUGUCGCGUCUUAUACCAUUGGUUUCGUGGAAGGUGAUCCACGUAUUUCUUGUCAGGGAAACUUACAAAUGGCUGUGAGUUCCUGGGUGUUUUCGGCGCCAAAAAGCUACAUUACUAGGAACCACAAUCUUUACGUAGAAUGCAUAUCAAACCA